CGCGCAUCUCCUUCCUUCGUCCCCAAUCAUUCUCCCAAUCGACACAUCUCUAUCUCUAUAUAUCUCUUUCUCUCAAUCUAUGACGUCCCUCAAUUCUCACUCAAUCGAUCUUCAUGAGACAUACCCCUAUCUCACGUGAUUCUCCUCCCUCCUCUUCACAUUUCCCAGAUCGGUCGUCACGUUUCUUCGCCAAUUAUCCAUUGGUAUCCACUCAUUCCAUUUAUAUUUAUGUAUCCAGAUCAUCACCUUCACGUAUGCUAGAAUACCCAGAUGCAAUCAACUUGAUUUAGGGCUUUAUUACUAUGCAAUUCGUUUCCUUGUGUUGAGUGGGUCAUUGUUUGGUUCGAUUAUGGAAUCCCCAAAAGGACCAAGCCCUAGGCUCAACACAAUCUCACUGCACAAAGAAAAGAACGAAACCCCAGAUCUUCAAACCUUCGGGCAAGAGUUACCUGACCAUGUUACUCGAUCAGAUCACGUGUUUCAAUCCACUAGUGCUUUGGAAAUCUUGAGAGAAACAGUCAGGAUUUUAAGGUAUAAUCUAAGUGGAUUCAUGGCAAUUGGAGCUUUGUUAAUCUGUCCUGUUUCAGCUGUUUUAUUAUCAAAUGUUUUAGUUGAUCAGUCCAUUGUUAAAAGACUUGCUAUAAGGCUUUUGUUAGUUGCCAAAUCAAGUGGGCUUCCUUUGAGGCCUUUUGUUGAACAUUCUAGCCAGAAAUUCUCAGAAAUGGCCAUUUCUACCACAAUGUGUUUCCCUCUAUACAUCACAUUGUUGUUGAUAUCAAAAGCUGCCGUUGUGUACUCUGUUGAUUGUACUUACUCUCGAAAGAAGUUCGAUUCAUCAAAGUUUUAUGUGAUUAUUAGAAAGAUCUGGAGGCGAAUUGUCUCCACAUACUUGUUAGCAUGCACUGUCAUAGUUGGUUGCCUCACUUUAUUUCUGGUGCUACUUGCUGCUGUUAGCAGCUUGCUUUCUGUAAUCGGGUUCUUCCCGGAUUUCAUUGCAUACACUGCCAUUCUAAUUGGGUUGUUUUUCUCGGUGUUCUUUGCGAAUGCCAUUAUCAUUUGUGAUCUUUCUAUGGUCAUUUCGGUGUUGGAAGAUGUCUCAGGAUCUGAGGCAUUAUUGAGGUCUACUGUUCUAAUUAGGGGCCAGACUCAAGUUGGUCUUAUGAUAUUUCUUGGUUCAACAAUCGGGAUGGCACUCGUCGAGGGAUUAUUUGAGCAUCGUGUGAAAACUUUGAGCUAUGGAGAUGGGUCUUCGAGGAUUUGGGAAGGACCACUUUUGGUGCUCAUGUAUAGUUUCGUGGUGCUUAUAGAUUUUAUGAUGAGUACGGUUUUCUACUUCAGUUGCAAGUCUUACAGUUUGGAAAACGGCUCCAGUAUAGAGUGUCAAUCAGUUUUAGAGGCUUUGACAGCUUCCCCUAUAGCUUCAGAUGAUCCAUCGCCUCUUGUUCACUGAAAAAGACAGAUCUUUCUUGGAAAAAACUUGGUAAACUGUAUGACUAAGUGGAUGAUACAUGAAGGGGUUACCAAAAUCUUUAGCUUUAUGAACUUGUUUUUCUGAGUUCUGACACAGGAGUACACUUAUGGCUGAAGAAUGGCGGGCAGCACUCAAAAGCGCGGUAACUUCCAAUCUUUGAUGAGAACGUAUCCCUUUUGGGAUUCUUUUUUGUUUCGAAUUAGUGUUAGAUACAUUGUUUCUUGAUUGUGGUGGUACAUUAUUACUUAUAGCUGUUUUGAACUUCAUGUACAAUCUGUUGCAGACUUGAGGCUAUAAAUUUAUAGAA
This is a messenger RNA of Cynara cardunculus var. scolymus (artichoke), 1778 nucleotides long. RefSeq lists its product as uncharacterized. The record is from RefSeq and is a predicted model, not a curated record. NCBI's taxonomy places the organism in Eukaryota, Viridiplantae, Streptophyta, Magnoliopsida, Asterales, Asteraceae. The coding region runs from base 350 to 1450 and encodes 366 amino acids. The transcript has a single exon.